AUGCCACGUAAUAAAAUUUCUGACAUUGUCGAAGGACGUAUUCUGCAACUAUUACGUCAAGGAUAUUCUCAGCCUCGAAUUGUGAACAUUUUGAAACUUGAUGGUAUACAUGUAUCUCAACCUACUGUGUCAAAUGUCAAACGAAAGAUCGGUCGUCAAAGAAAUUCUGAAUCUAAAAUUAAAAUUUUUCGAAAAAAGCCAUUACAAACACCAUCUAUUAUUAAGAAGGUCAUUAAGAAGAUUGACGUCGAAGAUCCACCAACCCAACGUGCCAUUGCUAAAGAUCUUCACAUCAGUCAAUCGACUGUCUUGAACAUUAUCAAAAGUUCUGGAUUUACUCUUCGAAAGAAACAGAAAGUUCAAAAGUUAACAUCAUCAAAUGUUAUGAAACGUGGACAACGAUCAUUUCAACUUUAUCGGCAAUUAGCACGUGGUCGAUAUAAGAAGUUUAUUACAACAGAUGAAGCUUGGUUUUAUUUAGAUGAAACUGGUGGAAGAAGAAAAGUAUGUUAUAUAAAAAAAACUGAUUCCGACUAUGAUCGAAUGAUUAUUCAACAAAACACUUCUCGGCCAAAAGGUUUUAUGGUAUGGGGAGGUGUAUCAAGUCAAGGGAAAACCGCACUUCGUUUUGUUGCACCUGGUACCAAAGUUAAUUCAAAUUAUUACAUUAACAAGGUUUUAAAGCCAUUUUUAGCACAAGAUGUUCCACGUUUAUUUCCAAAAAGACGAAAAUUGAAAUGGUUUUUUCAUCAAGAUUCUGCACCAAGUCAUACCGCCAAAGAAACAAUUAGAUUUUUGGACCAAAACAAAAUUCAUUGUAUAACACCACAAGAAUGGAUGCCUGCUAGUCCUGAUGCUGCACCAAUGGAUUAUUCAAUAUGGGGCUAUCUAAAACAACAACACAAUAAAACGCAUAUUGAUUCUCUUGAUGAACUUAAAAAAAAGCUUUUGUGUGAGUGGCAAAAGAUGAGUCAGACGUAUAUCGAUAAAGUAUUAGCUUCCUGGUCAAGGAGAGUUUUAAUGAUAUAUAAAGCUCGAGGCUCCCAUAUCGAACAUCGUUUAUAAUUGUCCUUUUUUUUUGUUUAUAUAUAUGAAAAAUAAAACUAUUAAAAAUCAUGACAACAACCUUAAAAAAUUUUUCUUCACACUUGUUUGAGAUUGAUCAAAAUUUUGGGCUAGAGCCAGAGAAACUAACAAACAAGUUAUAUGAUUUGAUAGAAGAGCUGAUGCUCUAUCCAACUGUGUUCAAAUAAAAAAAUUUCGAUGUAUUGCAUAAAAACAGCAAACGACACAAAACUAUUAAAAAUAACGUAAUCAACCUGUAUAUGCAUAAAUUAUGAUGUAGUAAAUAGACGGUAUAAAGAGAAAGACAACUAUAUUACAAAUACACCAGCUCCUGCAAGUGAACAUUAAUCCACCUGUUGUUAUUUCUAUUGCUCAACAAGAAAAGAAAGUAAGUAAAGUGUUCAGCAAUGGAUAGGGAUAACUAAUGAAUACUUACAGCGAGCCAGGUUCCUACUUUGCUAGAGAAGUCAUUAGUUAAAUUUCCUCUUCACAUUAUUUUCAUCCGACUAAGAUCUAUGAAAAGAAAAAAGAAUCUUUUCUGUAAUGAAUGUGGGUGCACUGCGUGUGAAGACAAUACACUGAAACAUCACCCAUAUAUUCUAUUUAGUGCAUUAGUAAAAAUCCUAAAAAACGAUUUGAAUUCCAAUUAUUUCCAAGGGUGUAGAUGUGGGGGUAUUGACUUUCUUUUAACUCACCAUUAUCCCCUGAAAGGACGAUAGUACUAUGGUGAUUAUGAAAGUACUUUGUUACUUCUGUUUUCUUCCAUCAUGUUCUAGAAAAUGCGUUGCUUUUUUGAUUCGCUAAACUCUCUCGAUUUGGAAAAAAUAGGCAUGAUCCUUUUUCAAAAUUCAGUUUAAAAUGAAAAAGAUCAUGUAAUGCACAGCAGGCGAUAGGUCGACAUGGAUCGACAGGUGAGAACAAUUUUUACAAGUCGAGAAAGUUUUGAUGGAACAUACGCCCAGAAGGUUUAGUGGAUGACUUUCGCGUGAGCACAAACAAAACAUGCCGUGUGCAUCUCUGACCCAUAUUAAAUAAUAAAAAAUAUUCACAUGGAAGAAAACGUUAUCAAAAAGCACGAAAAAAGUACAAAAGGUGAACUUUUAGAAACGAUACUCGAAUAAUUGGAUUGAAUUAUUCGUAAAAGAUUUCAAUUAGAAUUUUAUUUUAUCUUCUAUUUUGCGAGCCUAUUGAGAAAAGUGACAAUUGAAUUGCGUGAAAGAUGUGUAUUACGACUGAAAGCCUGUUGCUACAUUAUCACGAUCAUAUUCAAGAAAUGUUUUAAAAUCACUUUGAUUUUUAUGUUGAAAUCCCAUCAUUGUUCUUAAUUUAUCUGAUGUGGUUCUCUUUUUGAGACCUUGAAAAUGCUUUUAUCUAUAUUGCAUUUUUUUGUUUAUAGAAUUGUUUUAUCAUGUAUGUAAAGAAGAAAGAGAGAAAGAGAAAGAUGUUGAACAGAAAGAAAGUUAAUGGAGUCCGACAUGUAAGAAAAAAGAGUACGUCUUUACAUGAAAAAAUGCAAAUUUGAAUGCGUUAAAAAGAAAAUUUCUUCCGAGAAAAAAAUGAAUUGAUAAAGUUUAAUAUUUUU
Rotaria sp. Silwood1 is the source of this 2647-nucleotide messenger RNA. Lineage: Eukaryota; Metazoa; Rotifera; Eurotatoria; Philodinida; Philodinidae. The record is from the annotation of a GenBank genome assembly.